UAAACACUUUCAAGAUCCUCUUUUGGUAUGUGAUCAUUACCAUACCAUAUAUGUGAUCAACCCACAUCAUUUUCCUACUAGUUUGCUUUGGUCCUAGGGCAUGAAUAGAAAGCAGAAGUAUUUCAUUUUGUGUGGUUGAAGUUAUCUGUCUGAGGUAUAAGCAAAAGCUAGGAAACAAAUAAGCCAAAAAGGACUUUUCCUGUGUUUGGAGUGUUGGAAUCUUAGAAGACUAAAUCUUUAAGUAUCCUGACAUUUGGGAAAGGAAUAUACUGCAGUGUCCUGUUCAGAAUCCUGGCCUAAUAAAAUGCUUGGAGAAGCCUUCUUAAUUGAACUCCUAUACAAAGAACAGACAUAUACCUUUUGCAAUCCACUUACAUGUAAGAAGACCUCAAAUGAUAAAAAGGAAACUUGGAAAAAGCAGCUUUUAGAUAUAGAAGACAAUUCACUUUCUCCUGAUCAAAUGGAAAAUCAACAUAAGGUUGUGAAAGAAAGUUUAACACAGCAAAUUAAUGAUACAAAUAAAAUAAAAUCAGUGGAUGAGAUAACUGUAGCAAAAUGCAAAAGUGCAUCCCUGCCAGGAAAUGUGUCUGUUGCAUUGCCUAUUCCAAAAAGAGAACAACAUGAUGAAAGACAACUGGAUUUAUACCGUUCUUGGUCAUGUACAAGUAUUUGCCAAAAUUAUCCUGACCUACAGAUCGGAGGAGACCACGUGGGGAACAUGUAUGACUCAGGCUGCUUUGUGGAACAUGUACGUGAUGAUGCUUUUAAUGGUCCCCUUUUACUUUCAGUAGAUAUGCCGCUGGGUCAUUCUUUUAUCAGUGAGCCCCUAGAGAAACCACCUGCCUCAAAACUUUUGAAUGGGGAUGAAAUUCGAGAAAAAAGUAUGUUGCUUCAUAAGCAGCCCCUCUCGAACUCUAUGCUUAAUAGUUACAUGGAAAAAAAGGUGGAAGAACUCUACAAACAAUUUUUGGAAGAAAAUCUCACUAAGUGCCUUUCUAUAACCAAUCUUAUGACUUCCAAUGUUCUAAUGAAUAAUGUAAAUCAGAUUAGCCUUCACAUCUCUCAAGAGCACAACAUAGAGGCAUCAAAAGCACGGGAAGCUCUCCUACAUUCUUUAGCAAGAUGUAAUCUUUGUAACAUUUCCCAAGGGAACAGUUCUGAAUUCAGCACUCCUAACCUACAAAUAUCAAACCAGAGAAGUAGGGAAUUUGUAUCACGUCUACUUCAGGGACCAAUUAUAGGUUCGUUGGACUGAAGAGACUGGAGUAACAAUAGUUUUCUCUGGUUUAUCAUGUCACAUCAGGCAUCUUUUGGGGUGUGGUUAUUACAUUUUUCGAGAAAUUAUUUGACCAAUGGUACAUCUACAUUAUUUUAGGAGACAAUUUUAAUAAUUAAGUUUUAUGACCAUAUUUUCUAAUUAUUUUCACAUCUUUUGUGGUUGCCACAUUCAGAUUUGUAAAUUCUGUAUGUACUUAUCUAAUCUGCCAGCAUCCCAGAUUGAUUACCUAACUUUCAUGCAUCAGUUUUAUUUAUCAGAAAAGUAAAAACGUGAGAUAAGGCAAGUAUUAUUGCUCUCAGCUACUGAAAGGACCACUAGAAACAAUAUCAGACAGGAGGCUUUAUUUCUCCACAAAAAUGUUUAAAGACAUAUGAGCAGUGCUUGAAUACCCUUUCUUUUAUUUUCAACAUAUGGAAUGUGUUUUACACUGACAAUCAGAAUAACAUAAGGGAAAUUCUUCAAACUUUAGUUAUAUUUAAAUGAUAUUUGAAAAAAUUAUGGAAAAGAUACUUAAGGAAAGGGUAGAAUUUGCCAUUGAAAUUUGCAAUUGAAACUUGAUGCUUUUGAACUUUCCUGGGGCAAGCAUCAACUUUCUUAUAUCACUAUGCUAUGCAUGAUGGUUUCAAGGAAUGGGUGGAAAGAAAGUAUACAGGUAAAGAGAACAAAGUGUAUGGAGAACCACCAUCUAGAAGUGAAGAGGGUGUCUUGUCAACUUUUUAUACUUCUCAGGUUAUCCUCAAUCAAGAUCCUGGUUUAGGAUGAAAGUCAACAGUAUGUUAUGGCAAUUUUGGAAUCUAAAUUCAAUUAAUUAAUUAACAAAAUAUACCUAAAAGAAUGGUACUGUUUGUUGUAGACUUGGAAACUAGGCUACACAUAACAGUUUAUACUUCUCCUAGAUAUAGUUAAAUGAUUGGCAUGCACCUUUGCUUGUAAAAUAAAACUGUAUGAAUUUCUCUAAUGAAAUUGUUAUGAUGGCUUUAUAUGUUAACAAUAUUUAUGCAUUUGCAAUCAUAUAUUCCCUUCCAAUUAUCUCUUUGGCCUUUGAUUAAAUUUUAUAUAAUGAAUUAUCCCAAUACCUUCACAGCUUGUUCUUUUUUAUCACACAAUCCCUACCUUAUUUUUAUCCUCUUUAAAUAUGAUCUAAUAAUAAGUACCCCUGAUUUAUCUUCUGUUUUUAUCGUCAUCACUCAUUUCCUCCACAUCUUUCCCCAUAAACCUCCUAAUCAAUAUCCAUCAUUCAGACAUUUGAUUCUGAAUAGACAAUGGAUAAGGGUUUUAGAAAAAACUGACUUAGUUUAUUGUAGAUACUGAAAAACAGUUGUGUGUACAUUGUCUUCUUUACUGCUAAAUUUGUACAUUUUAAUAUGACUUAUAAAAUGAUAAAAUAUUGAUGAUAUUUUUUAUGUUUUUCCAAAGUGAAUUAAAUGUUGUUGAACAACAUUAUUGGUGUGAAGUUUCCUUAGAUACAGUGAUAAUGUAUUAAUACUUUAUUUAUAAGGCAGAUAUAUUUAUAAAUAGUAUUAAGACUACAUAGUAUUAUAUAAAAGGCCAGAGUAUUUAGCUAGUAUCAAAUUUAGAAGUGCUGUUCAAUUUUUCUUUCUUGUAUAUCCCAUUAAAAUGCUUAUUAUCUAAAGAUACCCACUUGUUAAAAUGGCCUAACAAUUCAAUGCAAUAUUUAAAUAAGGAAAAAUGAUACAUUUGGUGUUAUUUUUUUUAUCCUGACCUUUACUGGCUUCACUUAGUGCUAAAAUUAAGUAUGCAUAUGAGAUUGUGGUUUAACAUAUUUUGGCCUUAAGUAGUCACUUUUCAUUCUGUCUUUCUUCAUGGAUUUCAUUUGUAUGACCAUACUGUUCCCUUUAAAAGCAUUGUUCAAAAUGUAUGGAAUGAUAAAUUUAUUUCUGUCUCACUUUUUCAGGAGUUCAAAGUAUUAGUUUUGUGCUUAUAUAAAAAUGGAGAAUGUUAAUGUUUCAGCAUUUGGGAAGGAUAAUCCUGUUUCUGAGCAGGGAAUAAGUUGAGGAGGUUAAGAAUGAUACCAAGUAGAGCCCUGCUCCCUACCUGCAUAGGUCAGGUUAAUUUAUAUCUCAUCUUUGAAUUUCAGGUCAUUAUUGUAGGGCUCAAAGUGGGAUUGACCCAGUCUCAGGUAAUUUUCUCUCAAGAGUGUCCUUAAAUCAUUGAAGCUAAUUCAAGGGAUAGAGUCUAUGCUGGACUCCUGAAGGUUUAGGCUUUCUCUAUCUGUCUUAUGGGUUAGUCUCCCAAAGUAGCCAGUCUCCCUGAGCUUCUUAAGAAUUGAAGUAAUACUGAACUGGUCCACUCAACGUUGUAAGCAGACUUUCUGACUCUUGCCAUUAGCAUUUGUGUCUUAUUAAAA
Messenger RNA from Hipposideros armiger (great roundleaf bat), 3647 nucleotides. RefSeq lists its product as uncharacterized. NCBI's taxonomy places the organism in Eukaryota, Metazoa, Chordata, Mammalia, Chiroptera, Hipposideridae. The record is from RefSeq and is a predicted model, not a curated record. Bases 305 to 1255 code for a protein of 316 amino acids. The transcript is spliced from 2 exons. Gene Ontology annotation, biological process: regulation of toll-like receptor signaling pathway.